Dermacentor albipictus is the source of this 1561-nucleotide messenger RNA. The record is from RefSeq and is a predicted model, not a curated record. Lineage: Eukaryota; Metazoa; Arthropoda; Arachnida; Ixodida; Ixodidae.
CGAGGGCACCAGCGCGACAGGGAUGCUGCUAACAUCACUGCGGAAGAAAGAUUGCAAAGCCAAAUCAUCAGGAGAAAGGGAGACGGAACCAGGGAUGGGCCCUUGCCCAGAGUGUAGCAAACGAAGUAACUAGCUCCACGAUGAGUAUGGGUUCACAAAUAAAAGCCUCUCAAUAUACAUUCAAAAUUUGGUCAAGAAAAGACCUUAUACUAUCAGUACAUCUGAGUGAAGAAGUAGGAACCAACUAUCGCAGGCUGCCAGAGAUCUUCGACCUACCUUACACUAAACAUCCUCCUGGCUCCAGCAUACUUGCCUUCGUCGAAGUCAGAACUAUGGAUGAAGAUAGCGCAGCACCUUUGGAACACCUAGGCACGCCCUUCACGGGCCCGAGAAUGGCGUGACAAGCGGCUCCCUGGAAGUGUGCAGAUAGACAGCUGGACGAUAGAGUAAUAUAGUAAACGGAAACAGUGGACACUCUCGUAGGCCCCUGCGGCCAACUUCUACUCUCAGUGGGCCUAGCGGAAUCGGAGCAACUCACCAGCCUCCAAGACGGCCGCCGCACGCCGCCGGAUCCAGGAAGCUACAAUUUCAUUUUCGUUUCUUUUAAUGUUUCUCUGGAAUCAGUACUAUUACAUGCAUCGAGUGAUUUCAUGCAAGCGCUUGCGCAGCUCUUUAUAUGUUGCGACAACGAGCUCACAAAGCUGUUUAAUUUAUAGUUACUGUUAUUUAAAUUCAUAUUCCUAUGUUUCAAGCUUGUACAUAGCGCAACAAUCAUGCAAACUGAUCUAAUGAGGAAGCAGAACUUGGUUGUUUGUGAUAACGUACUGUAUUUAUUCACACCAAUAUUGAGUAUCGUAAAUAAAUGUGUCAUGUUCUUUCAAUAUCAAUCAGACGGCUGGACAGGCAAAAAGCCGAAAAUAGCAGACAAUAAUUUUUUGCAGCAAGAUUGUAAGAAAAGUGGCAGAUACGUGAAGACUGCAAUAAAAAGCGAAAUGGAAGUAAUACCGGUGUCACACGGCGCACUCUUAUUCGCGAGCAAGCCCGAUCCCGAUUGAACUUAUCCGUCGCCAUUAGUUUCAUUGCGCAACGCGCGCGAGGCAGCCAAUCGCAGUUGAAAAUUUUGAUUCCGAUCGGGCUUGUUCGCGAUUUAAAGUAGUCGUGUGACACCGGUAUAAUGGGUAAUAGUAGUAAAUUAAUAGCGUGAUGGCAAUAAGCUUCACACAAGCCUAACAACAGAUACGAAACGUGUUCUGUGUAUCCAGAUAAUGGAAAAAAACUCAGAGAAGCCAGCAAACAAUUUACUUAAUAUGGGAUUGUUUUAGAUAGAAUAAAUAUGGCGCUCUUUCUUUACUUCUACGAAGGAGGGUAAUUUCAGGUAGCAAAAUUAUGUGAAUGGUUGUGUGCCAAAUUGGCUGCAUAAACAAUUGGAAACCCACCACCAUCACCAUCUUUAAUGUGUAAUGCAGUGAGUCUCUUAUUACACAGCUGCAUGAUACUGCCAUUUCAGCCAAUGAGGCACUUUUACAGUGUUGCAGUCUUGACCUGCUGUCUUCGAAGCGUU